Messenger RNA from Rhineura floridana, 4095 nucleotides. RefSeq names its product PH domain containing endocytic trafficking adaptor 2 (gene PHETA2). The coding region runs from base 1061 to 1855 and encodes 264 amino acids. Lineage: Eukaryota; Metazoa; Chordata; Lepidosauria; Squamata; Rhineuridae. Gene Ontology annotation, cellular component: recycling endosome; early endosome; trans-Golgi network. The transcript has 4 exons. Gene Ontology annotation, biological process: receptor recycling; retrograde transport, endosome to Golgi; endosome organization. The record is from RefSeq and is a predicted model, not a curated record.
UAAGAGCAAGGCCUGUUCCUGAUUUCAAAACCAUCUCCCACAAUCUCUAUUACUAGGGAGAUUCUCCCCACCCCAGUACAGGGACUAUGUAGGCAUCUUGAGCUCUGAGGCUUUAAAAGGAUCUUCUUCCCCGUGAGCAUUUUGACACUAGGGACUCUGCUCAGUUGGCCACUGAUCAAAUUUCAUAUUACACCAGUCCGCUUGAUGGUCUGUCUAUAAAAAGAAUAAUUUCCUAGUGUGGUUUGCAGAUAGUUCAGUUCUGUUCCAGAAGAGGAACAACAAAAGCUGCUGUUCCAAUGCCAGUGAAAGGCAAGAGAUGAUUGCUACUUUUGUCCCUUGUUUUUGUUGGAGCGAGCAGCUUCGUCCUCCAUGAAUGGGGCCGUGAGAGAGUAUAUGGAAUCAAACCAUUGGUCCAUUGCAGGCUCAGCAGCUCUGCAGGGUUUGAAGUAGAGGGUCUUUUCCUAGCCCCAGGACAGCCCCCCAUAGCCACACCCACCUAGGAGAAUCCAAAAACGCAGACAGCUGUGUUGAUCAUUUUCUCUACAUCUGGGGUCAACCAAUCUGUCCUUGAGGACUUCCCCCAGUACCCACGAAGCCUCUCUGCUGCUCCCCUCCACGCACGCACUGCCCCCUUUGGCACAAAGUGGGCGAGAGCAAUUACGGUUUUAUCCUUUGAAAAACACAUCAAGACGAAAGCGGAAGUGGGAAGAGCCACACUCCUUCCCACUUCUUUAUUCCCUACAGCUCUAUGUGCUUUUUAAGCAGCUGAAUAGAAAGUGACGGAGAGGGUCGAAAGCUGAAACUCCAUUUUCAGCAUCUUUGCACUAACUGACAUCAAUAGCAAGGAGAAAUGAAGUCUAGUAAACACUCAACACUGGGAAACUGCCAGAGAACUACAACCUAAUCAAUAUAACUGGGUCAUUGCUAAUCUGCUUCCUUCCAAAGUCAUUGCAAAUAGCCAGAGCUGGACACAAUCAGCCCCUCUCUCAAGACCCAUUGUUCUCCAUGAGGUGCAGUUGCACUCAGGAAGUCAGGCAAGAUCAAGGGGAGCAUUACAACAAUGAAGCUGAAUGAGCGUAGCGUGGCACAUUAUGCCACGUGCAACUCUCCAGCAGACCACACUGGUUUUCUCUGCAAGCGUGUGGAGCGCCACCACCACCACCACACCACGUCCUACCACCGCCGCUGGUUCAUCCUCAAGGGCAACUUGCUUUUCUAUUUUGAAGAGCAGGAGAGCCGCGACCCCCUGGGCCUCAUUGUGCUGGAGGGCUGCACCGUGGAGCUGUGUGAGGCUGCUGAGGAGUUUGCUUUUGCCAUCCGCUUUGAUGGCACUGGUGGCAAGGCCUAUCUGCUGGUUGCCGACUGCCAAGCUGCUAUGGAGGCUUGGGUGAAGGCACUUUCACGAGCCAGUUUUGAUUACAUGAGGCUAGUGGUUAAGGAACUAGAGAAACAACUGGAGGAAGCUAGGAAGAGCUUGAUUGCCUGUCACAAAUCACCAAAAAAAUCUUCCUCUGGUCGGAAGAGACAUCUUUCCAAUCCCACUAUGGUACCUGUCCAGGAGCACCCUGCCAUUUUGGAAAAUGGUUAUUCCACAUGGGACAAUAGUUGCACUGUUGCAGGAGUUGUUUUGGACCAUGAUGUGGGAUAUUUGAAGCCCCCACCUCUACCUCCUCGCCGAAGACCAGCUUGCGGCAAUGCAGGUGGAGUGCUUGCUCCAGGCCUUGGUUCUGCUGUGCAGGAGAGCCCUGUGUCUCCCGAGACCGCCUGUUUCUCAAAGUUGCAUGAUUGGUAUGGUCAGGAGAUAGCAGAAGUGAGAAAGGAAUGGCUGGAAAGCCAGAAGAGAGUAGAAAUGUGAACAUAUUGAGGAAAAGUAUUUGAGGGGAGAAUGGGGAGAACGAGCGAAGGUAAAAUGGACAUCAAACAGGGUUUCACAGCGCUCUUGAUGCACUUGUGGAUUUGCUCCUAGACAACAUAAUUGCCAAAGAACCUGUAUUGCUGUAAUUGAAGAUAUAUGUAUGCUUUGGAUUACUCUUGCAACUUAGUAUAUCCAGGAGAUCUAGAAAUGGCCAGAAUAUCCCUGAAACCUAACUAUAUACCAUUUGUAACUCAAGCAAUGUUUGCAAGAGGCUAUGGUAUACAUUUUUUAAACAUUGAUGUAAGGCUGAAGAUGGUGCUGUCAUGAAUCAAGUGGCUUCUUAAAACAUGAGAGGAAUCUGUGAAUCUCUCCUAUACCACAUAAUUCUAUUAAUGGCGUUCAAUCUAUAUAUUCCAGUUGCUUUAAGGUUUAUACUAGACUAAUAAUACUAGUCAUUUAUAUAGCACAUUUCAAAUGUUCAAAAUGUUUCACAUACAUUAUGUAAAGGUUACUGACAACAACCUGAUAAGGUAGGCUAGUAUCUUUAUCUCCAUAUUGCAGAUGGAGGGCAAAGCAGAGAGAAUAGUAGCUUGCCUAAGACCACCUGUUGCCAAGUGAAAUUGGCAAACACAGGAAUUUCCCAGCUCUUAGUCAAAAUGUUGUGCUAGACCUUACAAAACAAAAAAGUUGACUCCCAAGUUCCAUAAGCCAGGUACGCCCCUGUCCUCCCUAAUUUCUUCUGCUUUCUCUACAUUUUCUGAGUCAGUUUUUGAAAAUUAACCUCUUUGAGAGGCAACAUGACUGGAUAGCAGAAGCAAAGAAUUAGGGGCAGUUACUCUCACAAGUUUCAUAAUAAUAAUGAUGUGUGAGCAUUUAAUCACUCAGAUCCUCAGCAUCAUCAUUUAUAGCCAGGAUGGGGAACCUUUUCCAGUCUGAGGCCACAUUCCCUUCUGGGCAGCCUUCCAAGGGCCAUAUACCAGUGGUAGGCAGGGCCAGAAGCAAAUUAGACAGAGAAAUUAAUGUAAAUUUUAUCUUUGUACAAUAGGCUGGUUUCUACACGCAGACACACAUCCCUCACUCCAUCCAGACAAGCAAGAGGCAUUAUUGGAGUUCAAGGACACAUUCCAUCCACGGAAAAACACAGUGUGCAAAGUAGGGCCAGUGAUGUGUGGUUUGGAAAGAGUUCCAAGGGCCAAAUAGCGAAGCCUGGAGGACCACAUUUGGCCCUUGGGCCUGAUGUUCCUCACUCCUGAUGUAUACAAUAGAACCCUAAGGAUGGUCUCGUGCUGUGUUUGGUAUCUCUCUAAAGCACUCUGCUCUCUUUUAAGUUUUAUCCAUAACUGUAUUACAGGCUUUUACAUAGUUAACAGAAAGUCCAAUGUGCACAGCUGAGGAUUCAGUGCUGAAUGUCCAUAAUACUUUCUUGUGCAAUAAUUACAGAAAGAGGAAAUUAUUGUAACCCAAGCUGAAUAUAGGAGCCAUACCGGAUGGACUAAGAGAGAGCUUAAAAUAAGCAGGUUGAGGAAUAGUAUAAACCUAGAAGAGGCUUUUAAACUUCUCAGCCAUUGCAGCCACAAUCAGUGGAUUGUGAGUUUUGUAGUCAUCUAUGAACCAUAACUUAAAUAAUGGCAAUAGAAGCUGGAUGCCUUGUUCUAUGGUGUCCUCCAUACACUGCCUUUAUAUCAUAUUGCUGUUUUCUGAUCUUCGGGAUCAGGUUUGUUCUUUAAUGGUCUUGCACAUUAAUGGCCUUAACUAUAACUAAUUGUUGAGCCAACAAAACUAUUGUUUACCACUCCAUCAGGGGCUCAGACCAAUGCUGGUAAUAACCAUCUGUGCUGUUACUUUGUGGGCAGUGGCAAUUUCCAGAUAAGAUGACUAUUCCAGCUGGGGAGAAAGAACCACCAUAACUGUUUUUACUAUGAUAAAAUCAAGCUGCCAUGGCAAAUAAGGUGGCACUUCCAACCCCAGUGAGAAGAGUUAACGACAUGAAGGAAGAAUGUAAUAUACAAUAUCUACCUAAAGAAAUUUUCCUUCAGGAAUGCUGAUCUGCAAUAAUGUUAGCAGCAGACAGUAUAUACUUACUAAGUUCAUACAACAAAUGAAAGCUAAUAACUUCAUGGUGCUCUACAUGUUAAAUUUGUUGGAAUGUUAAAUUUGCUUUGCAUUAAAUGUGUAUUACAUGUCCAUUUUUAAGAAGUGUGUUUGCAUGGCUUGUGUUUUACACUCAAAACAAUAUACAG